Messenger RNA from Schistocerca piceifrons (Central American locust), 1509 nucleotides. RefSeq names its product translation initiation factor IF-2-like. Lineage: Eukaryota; Metazoa; Arthropoda; Insecta; Orthoptera; Acrididae. The coding region runs from base 1 to 1509 and encodes 502 amino acids. The record is from RefSeq and is a predicted model, not a curated record. The transcript has 6 exons.
AUGCCAGAGCGGGCGAGGUUCCAGCCAGCCAGCCAGCCCGUCGGCGUGCAGCAGUCCAGCCAACAGCGUUCCCCGCCAACAGCCAGCAGCGUUCCCCGCCAGCAGCCAGCAGCGGUCCUCGCCAGCAGCCAGCGGCGGUCCACGCCAGCAGCCAUCAGCGUCCCCGCCAGCAGCACGCAGCGGUCCUCGCCAAAACCGGCCCCCGCCAGCAGCCAGCAGCCAGCAGCCAGCAUCCAGCGGCCAGCAGCGCUCUGCAUCAGUGCUCACAGCCGGCCCCCAAAGGAGAUAUCCGAGCAAGUGGCAGAGGCAGCUGCCAGAUUCGGCUUUCCCUCGAAACUUGUAAAUCCGACGGGCUCGAGGCAGCCCGCAGCGCAGCGCAGCGCAGCCCGUAAGCCGAGCCGGCUGGCCGCUGCCGCUGCCGCCGCUGCCGGCGGUUCACAGACAGGCGGCUACAGUACGGCGCCGCCCUCACGGCGAGCGUGGCCGCAGGCCGACCGCAGCCGGCGAUUGAAGGAGCACAACAGGGAAGUGUCGGGUCUGGGAACGCAGGGCUCCACUCUGCAGAAGACGCCUCGCCGGGUGGCGGGAGGCGGCUGCUCUGGUAAGGAGGACCGCAGCACCGCAAGAAGCCUUCCUGUGUCGCGGCGCGGCGCGGCGGCCCAGAUCCCGGGAGUGGUGGGCGGCUUCCGCCGAGGAUCAGCCGCUCCGCGCUACAUGCUGCAGCCCCUGCUGGCCGCGCUCCCACAUGCACUGGCCCCAAGCCGACACCCUUCUUUCUCCUCACGCCUGGCUGCACACUGCGUCAAACUCCGUGUCCACAUUGGCUUCACCACAACGAGCAGCGGGAAGGGAGGCCAUCAGGCGAGAUACCAAGGGCUGCAGCCGGGAUUUCAAGCUGGCCGCGACGCAGUGCAGAGAACCUCACGUCACUUCCCGGCAGCUCUGAGUGAAAGCAAGGCGACGAGCGCGGGAGGGGGCCGGGAAAAAAGGCGAAGAGACAAAAACUCGCAGCAGCCGGGGGCAGAAGUUUCCGGCUUCAUCCCUCGCCAGCGCCGGCAGCCUGCACGUGAUUUGUGUCGGCGCGGCCGGCUGGCAGCGCCGGUCGCCGGUCCCUACCCUUCCGGGACCUCUGGCUUCCCCCGGCCAGCCGUGUUGUCGGCCGGGAUUAGCCCCCGGCGCCGCCGCCGGGCUCGGCUUACGGAAACACUGUGCAGUGCGGCGCUGGCGCGGCGCGGGGCGCGCGCCCACAUAUUAAGAUGCCGGCGCAUCGCGGGCCCGCCUUAUAUGCGGGAUCGCCCGCGCCGCCUGCCAAAUAUCGGCGGCCCGCUGACGCCCGGGUCACGCGUCGCCUGCGGAUUACAGCGGCUCACAGCCGAGGGCGGAGGAGCGCAUCGCGCGUCGGCUGCUGAUGAACACGUCCCCACAACAGCGCGCCGCCUCUUACGAAAAUUACUUGCGAGCUUUAGCUGUGCUCUCCGUGAAGCAGAUCACUUCACCAGUCGCUCCUAA